Molecule: messenger RNA, 2527 nt
Organism: Sapajus apella (tufted capuchin)
Lineage: Eukaryota; Metazoa; Chordata; Mammalia; Primates; Cebidae
Gene: ENPP5
Product: ectonucleotide pyrophosphatase/phosphodiesterase family member 5
Exons: 4
Coding region: 190-1623 (477 amino acids)
Source: RefSeq, a predicted model, not a curated record
GAGCCAAGAGGCGCGGCGGGGGGCGGGGCGGUCAGGUGCUCCGCGCCGGGGUUGCGUGCAGGUGAGCUGCUGCGCGAUCUGGGGGCGCCCCUCCCUCCGGUCACCUCCCCGCCAUUACCCCAAACUAACACGGACUGACCAGAUCGCUGCGAGGAUUAUCUUACACUGAACUGAUCAAGUACUUGGAAAAUGACUUCAAAAUUUCUCUUGGUGUCCUUCACACUUGCUGCGCUGAGUCUUUCAACCACCUUUUCCCUCCAACCAGACCAGCAAAAGGUUCUACUAGUUUCUUUUGAUGGAUUCCGUUGGGAUUAUUUAUAUAAAGUUCCAACUCCCCAUUUUUAUUAUGUUAUGAAAUAUGGUGUUCACGUGAAGCAAGUUACUAAUGUUUUUAUUACAAAAACCUACCCUAACCAUUAUACUUUGGUAACUGGCCUCUUUGCAGAGAAUCAUGGGAUUGUUGCAAAUGAUAUGUUUGAUCCUAUUCAGAACAAAUCCUUCUCCUUGGAUCACAUGAAUAUUUAUGAUUCCAAGUUUUGGGAAGAAGCGACACCGAUAUGGAUUACAAAUCAGAGGGCAGGACACACUAGUGGUGCAGCCAUGUGGCCCGGAACAGAUGUAAAAAUACAUAAGAGCUUUCCUACUCAUUACAUGCCUUACAAUGAGUCAGUUUCAUUUGAAGAUAGAGUUGCCAAAAUUAUUGAAUGGUUUACAUCAAAAGAGCCCAUAAAUCUUGGUCUUCUCUAUUGGGAAGAUCCUGAUGAUAUGGGUCACCAUCUGGGACCUGACAGUCCGCUCAUGGGGCCUGUCAUUGCAGAUAUUGACAACAAGUUAGGAUAUCUCAUACGAAUGCUAAGAAAGGCAAAGUUAUGGAACAGUCUGAACCUAAUCAUCACAAGUGAUCAUGGAAUGACCCAGUGCUCUGAGGAAAGAGUAAUAGAGCUUGACCAGUACGUGGAUAAAGACCACUAUACCCUGGUUGAUCAAUCUCCAGUGGCAGCCAUCUUGCCAAAAGAAGGUAAAUUUGAUGAAGUCUAUGAAGCACUAACUCACGCUCAUCCUAAUCUUACUGUUUACAAAAAAGAAGAGAUUCCAGAGAGAUGGCAUUACAAAUACAACAAUCGAAUUCAACCAAUCAUAGCCGUGGCUGAUGAAGGGUGGCACAUUUUACAGAAUAAGUCAGAUGACUUUCUGUUAGGCAACCAUGGUUAUGAUAAUGCAUUAGCAGAAAUGCAUCCAAUAUUUUUAGCCCAUGGUCCUGCCUUCAGAAAGAAUUUCUCAAAAGAAGCCAUGAACUCCACAGAUUUGUACCCACUAUUGUGCCACCUCCUCAAUAUCACCGCCAUGCCACACAAUGGAUCAUUCCGGAAUGUCCAGGAUCUGCUCAAUUCAGCAAUGCCAAAGGUAGUCUCUUAUACACAGAGUACUAUACUCCUCCCUGGUAGUGUCAAACCAGAAGAGUAUGAACAAGAGGGAUCAUACCCUUAUCUCAUAGGGGUCUCUCUUGGCAGUAUUUUAGUGAUUGUAUUUUUUGUAAUUUUCAUUAAACAUUUAAUUCACAGUCAAAUACCUGCCUUACCAGAUAUGCAUGCUGAAAUAGCUCAACCAUUAUUACAAGCCUAAUGUUACUCUGACGUGCAAUUGCAUAUUGAAAUGGAGAUUGCAUAAUUAUGUCAGUGUUUAAAGGUUUCAAAUUCUGGUUCACCAGCUUCAGACAUUUGCAGAAACCAUUAAGCAGUUACAUAUUUAGAUACAUACACACACACGGACAGAUCAAAAUUCUUACGCCUGUAAAGGAUUAAAGAUGUGAGAGUAUGUCUCCAUUGUUCACUGUAGCAUAGGGAUAGAUAAGACCCUGCUUUAUUUGGACUUGGCACAUAUAAUGUAUAUAUUUAGCAACUUUGCACUAUGUAAAGUACCUUAUUAUUGCACUUUAAAUUUCUCUCCUGAUGGGUACUUUAACUGAAAUGCACUUUAUGGACAGUUAUAUCUUUAACUUGAUUAAAAAUGACAACUUUUGGCACCCAUGUCACAGAAUACUUGUUACUCAUUGUUCAAACUGAAUGAAAUUUCUAAUAAUCCCAAAUAAUGGAUGUAGAAAUAUAUCUGCUUAAACUGAGAGAAGAAAGUGACAAGUGUUGAAAAUUAAAUGUGAUAACCUUUGAACCUUGAAUUUUGAAGAUGUAGCCCAACAACAGAAAGCAACGUUGGGCAUUUCUUGUCAUAUUUCUUUCCCAAGAACAUGGUUUUCAUUUAUUUUUCCCCCAAAAGAAAGUCAAAUACUGACAGAUUCAUUCUAAAUAUAUUGUUUUUGUCAUAAAAUUAUUGUGAUUUCCUAAUUAGUCAUAUUACUGUGAUUUUCAUAAUAAUGAAGACACCAUGAAUAUACUUUUCCUAUGUAGUUCAGCAAUGGCCUGAAUAGCAGUGAUCAGGCACCAUCUCAGCAAUGUUUUCUCCUGUUUAUAAUUAUUUGCUCCUUUGAAAAUUAAAUAGCUAUUAAUUACAUUAAAAAUCGAAUUGGAUAAAA